AUGGAGUACGCAUUGAAGCACACAACACGCUUCGACAACGGCCCACUUCUCGACCGGCUACACGAUGAAAACUUAUACACUGUCUUGCCAGACCUGAAGACUGUAUGUUUGAUACGCGGUACAAAUGGAUUCAUUGGAUACGACGAGUUCAUGCAAGAGGCACAAGGCGUACCGGAUAAUAUCCUCGACAUAUUCGAUGGCGUUGUAAGUCCGCACGAUGUCGUGAAUUUGCAAUUCACAAGUGGGAGCACUGGCAAUCCAAAGGCUGCGAUGUUGACACAUCAGGCAGCAUUCACUGACCUACGUUACAGCAACCUUGUCAACAACUCUCGCUUCAUUGGUGACCGCAUGAAACUCACACCUAAAGACACUCUUUGCUGUCCGCCUCCCCUCUUCCACUGCUUUGGUCUCACUCUCGGCGUCCUCGCCACACUGAGCCAUGGCGGUAAGAUCGUAUUCCCCGCCGAGUCCUUCGACCCUGUCGCAACGAUGCAUGCAAUCAACGAUGAACGAUGUACAGCACUACACGGUGUUCCCGCCAUGAUGGAGUCUGUCAUAAAUGUGAAGAAGCCCGCAGGCUGGAAGUCACAGCUACGGACGGGCAUCGUCGCAGGCAGUCCCGUUCCACGCUGGUUGAUGGAGCGCAUGGUAGAGGAACUCGGCAUGCUCGAGUUCACAUCGAGCUACGGGUUGACUGAAGCUUCGCCGACGGUGUUUAACGCGCAUACUACUGACUCUCUACAUGCAAGACUAACGACUGUUGGUACCGUGCUGCCACAUGCGCGCGUCAAGAUUGUGGAUAAUCAAGAUCACAUCGUGCCUAUCGGCGUGCGAGGCGAACUAUGCAUCUCGGGCUAUCAAGUAUGUCGCGGCUACUGGGAGAACCCUGAGAAGACUGCCGAGCUGCUCGUGCGUGAUGAGCAGGGCGAGGUAUGGUUGCAUACAGGUGACGAAGCUGUUCUUGAUGUUGACGGGUACUGCACUAUCACCGGUCGCUUCAAGGACAUUAUUAUUCGAGGCGGCGAGAACAUCUAUCCCCUCGAGAUUGAAGAACGUCUCGUCGAGCACGCUUCAAUAGCGCGGGCCAUCGUCGUAGGCGUAUCGCAUCCCCGUUACGUAGAAGUUCCGGCUGCUUUCUUACUACGCAAAGAAGGUGCUGAGAAGCCGGAUCUCGACGAAGUCAAGAGCUGGGUAAGACAAGUGCUGGGCAGACAUAAAGCACCCAUGCACGUAUUCUGGCUCGGUGAAGACUGCAGCGCUGAUGUGCCGCUGACAGGUAGCGGGAAGAUCAAAAAGUUUGUUCUGAGAGAUGUUGCCGAAGGGCUGUUGAAGAAGUCAUGA
This is a messenger RNA of Parastagonospora nodorum SN15, 1341 nucleotides long. RefSeq lists its product as hypothetical. The record is from RefSeq and is a predicted model, not a curated record. The transcript is spliced from 4 exons. The coding region runs from base 1 to 1341 and encodes 446 amino acids. Lineage: Eukaryota; Fungi; Ascomycota; Dothideomycetes; Pleosporales; Phaeosphaeriaceae. Gene Ontology annotation, molecular function: medium-chain fatty acid-CoA ligase activity. Gene Ontology annotation, biological process: fatty acid metabolic process.